UUUACCUUCACCAUACAAUUUCUCGCGUCGUCAGAUUUGGGCAAUAAACUGAUAUUUCUCGUGCAAUAAACUUGUUAUUAUUGUUAGAAAACCUGAAAAUUUACACGAAAUGGCGACACCUGGAGCUGGAGGAAUAGGUGCUGCGGGAGCAGGAGGAGGAGGGCAAGAUGGGAAUUGGAGAGCAACUCAAUUUAGAUCAAAAGUCGUUGGACAAAUCAAUGAUGCUCUACGAGAUGCCUGCAACCCUAUUGAGAAAUCAGGUAGUGAGCUGGAGGAACAUAUCUUCAACCGGGCCAGGGAUAGGGACAGUUAUCUGAGUCUUGUAGCACGUCUUAUUCUCCAUAUGAGAGAUAGUAAUGCUGCUAAAGAGAAGGGUUUGCCUGGUAGAAUGACUCCGAACAUGGCUGGCCAGCAACAAGAUCCUAUGGUAGCUCUGCAGGGACUAACACAAAUGGGCCAGUCCCAGAGUCCAGGACCUGGUCUUCAGAUGCAGCCUAACCCCAAUCAGAUGGUUCCUGGUGUUGGUAACCAAGGAAAUAGGCCUAUGAUGAGGAAUCAGAUGGGCCAACCUCAAGGUGGCAAUCUGAUGGACCAGCGUCAGCAGCAGCAGCUACAGAACCUUCAGAAGAUCAUGAGCACCCCUAGCCAGCCUGGUGGUAUGACUCCUGGUUCGGGGAUGCAUCAGGUAGUUUCACAAGCAGGUCCAAAUCCAUCACAACAACAGUCUCAAAUGCCUCACUACCAGGGUGAUGGAGUUGGAGGAAUGCAACAAGGUGGGUUUGCUGGUCCAGCGGGAGGAGGUGGGAACAUGACCCCCCAGCCCCAGACCGGUGUCAUGCCUGUAGGUCCUCAGGGUGGUCCAAACCAAAUGCAUGGUAUGCAGCAAGGUGGAGGCCAGAUGGGCAUGCCUCCAAACAACAUGAUGUCACAGCAGAUGAACCAGAUGGUAAGACCGCAACAGAACUUUCAGAGCCCUAUGGUGAUGCAGGCCCAAAAGCCCCAGGCCCCGAUACCGCCCCGGUCUCAAGUACCCCGCUCCUACCCAGUCCAGUCCACCCCACCCAUACAGUCUAGGCCACCCAUGUCUCCUUAUGGUGGCUAUCCCUACAUGAUGUCCCCUCAGUCUGUUGUGACAGAUUCCCCAGUGUACAGACAGCAGCCAUCACCGGCUCAGCAAACACAGCAAGGAUCAGCUCCAGGAUCUAACCCCAUGCAUUCACCAGCCAGCUAUUUACAACCAUCACCCUCCCCUCAGGGUCUCUCUAUCCCCUCUCCAGCUAGUGCAGGAUCCCAGAGAGGAGGCCCUCCCAGUGUACCUUCACCCAGCAGCACACUCAAUACCCCAGGCAACCCAUCAUCAGUAGGGAGUGUGAACCCGAGCCCCGGGGGAGGGAUGAGAGGUGGACCGGGGUCUAACCAGGGUCAAGCAGAACUGAUUGCCUACCAGGAGAAGAUGAGAUACCUCUCAAAGUACAUUGAACCCUUGAAGAAAACCAUCAUGGCUAACACCAACAGAGAGGACUCUGGUGGUCUCAGUGCUACUGAUGUAAAUAAGAUGAAGGGUCUAUUGGAAAUCAUAGCUAACCCCAACCCAAACAAGAGACUCACACUCCAACAACUCAACAAAUGUGAACAGUACCUUGAAGGAUUUGAACAGGUGAGAAAUCAACUCGCAACCGCCAGCUCAUCUUCCUCUGCAAUGACAUCAACGACAGCUACGACAGCCAGCACGGCAUCAGCAUUGGACACAAGGAUUAUGGGGAAGACGAACAUGUUUCAGCCUCUCUUAGAUGCAGUGAAGGCUAAUAUUGAUUCUCCUUAUAUCAACCAUACCCUACAGAGGACAUUUGGUCCUGCACUGACAACACUGCAAGGGACCCCAUCACACUUCCCAUCUCCACCUGCCAAGAAGCUAAAGACAGAACAUGAACGUAGCCCAACAACACAGACUGCUAUUCCUAACAUCAUCCAGGGGGAGGUGGCCCGGCUUGCCCCUAAGUUCAGAGUGAACCUUGACCCCAUGUUCCACACUAGUAGUAAAGAUGUCCAUCUCAUCUGCAGAUUAGAUGACAAGCACCUUCCAAGUGUUCCGCCAAUCAAUGUUGCCAUACCAGAACAGUAUCCAGAACUUAGUCCUAACUAUGAUGUCUCUCAACAAGAAUACAAUCAAACGCCUUUCCUGAAGCUGGUCCAGACCGCCCUUCAGCACCAGGUGAUGCGCAUGCCUGACCGCUACACCCUGACACAGAUCCUUGAUGCAUGGGAGAUGAGUGUCAGGAAGUCUUGUCUCAAGAUGAUUGCUGCAAGAGAUGCAACAUGAACAGACUUCCUCAAGAUUAACAGGAUAAAGAUUUGAAGGUAUUGUGGACAGACAUCUUGCAGAUGUGCAGGAUAAAUGUUUUAUGGAUUGGACUGGAGUGGACAAGCAGAUAAAACAGGAUAAAAGUUUAAUGGACAGGGAAGUCUUGAUAAUGAGCACAGAAGACAACUUGGAGGUAUACAUGGGAUGAAGGUUUGAAGGUAUUGUAUCUUGGAAAUGUGCAGGAUAAACGUUUAAUGGUCUGAAAGGUCUUGUGGACAUGCAGAUAUGCCAGCUUGAAGAUUUACGGGAAACCGGUUUUAUGGACUUGAAGGACUUAGUGAUAAGCUGAUUGGUAAAUUGGAUAUGGGAAAAGUAAUGUAAAUGCUGACUGAUGAAUGAAUUUAUUUGAUAUGGACAGGUUGCAAUGUCUUCUAAAGCUGAUUUAAGAUCCUUUUAUUCAGUCCUGCCUAUAGGUAUUGAUGCAAAAGGUGCAACACUAGCAUAUUGUUCAAGAACAUGAAAAUGUAUGAUGGAGUAGAGAUUUGUUGAGCAGAAUGGUCAUCAUUCAUGUCCAGCAUAGUAUUGAAGGGAAUGUUUGGAAGUAGAUGUCUUGAUUGAUAAGGGAUGAAAGUUUUUUUUUUAGUUGUUAUAGGAUGAGCACUUGGUAGAAGAGCAAUUACUGCAGGAGUUGCAGCAUGGACACUAGGCAAGGGACUUCUAAAAUGUAUGUUUCAACUGGACAUUUUUGGUGAUGGUCAAAUCAGUGCCUUUCUUGCCUGAGAAUCAACAGGAUCUCAGUUUGGAGAAUCUGUUAAGGGGCAAGAUAUUUUACAGAGGAAGACAUCAAAGUUAAUUUGUGUUGCAAGGAUGUAUUCAUGAGAAAGUCAUGCCUUGAGGUCAUUGUGCCAAUGUGGCAUGAAGCCACAGAAUUAAGUUUGUUUUAUUUAUUCAUUCUAGGAUUAUAGUCUGCUGAAAUAUUUAAGAUCUUGUGAUAUUAACAAUUUAAAAAGCCAAGAAUUAGCAAAUAUUUGUAGCAUUUUUUGAAUAUGCAAUGAUCUGGUUAAUUUAUGAAUUAGAUGUUAUAAAACAGGUGAUCACAGUAAGAUGUUGAAAGAAGAACCAUGAGAAGAAAGUACAAUUUCGGCGUAAAAAUGACAAAAGGUAAAAAAAACUUGGGAGUAUCUGUCAUUGCCAAUACAGGCCUUUCUUGUAUCUUUUGCGACAUUAUAUACAUGUGUAAAGACCUCUACCAUUUCUGUUCCAACGGCAUGCUUUUAUCAGCCAUAAUGGAUAUCACAGCCAGAGGUCUUGUUUCAUGAAGACUUGUUAUAUUAACAAAUGCACAAUCUCUAUAUUCACAACCAAUCAAAUUGAAUGAAAUCAGUAGCUUUUAAUUAUUAUUGCAAUUUUUUUUAUUAUAACAAGUUUCAUGAAACUGGCCCCAGAUCUGUUACAACACUUAGAGUAGUCAUUGCUGCCACAGACCCUUGAGGCUCCUUGACCUUGGACACAAAGCUUUUAAAAAAUGCAUACAAAAUUCUAUCAAAAUUGAAUACUAGUAUACUGAAUGAUCUUGGGGCGUUCCACUGUGAACCCCACUCUCCUAUCUUAAAUUAACUUUCAUUUUUAAUCAAAGCAACAUUGGCGUAAGUGCAUCAUUUGUGGGUUUUUUUUAAAUAAUUUUAUAUUCUCUGGAUAUACCCAUGCAGACACUGCUUUGCCAUGUACAUUCUUUUGGUAUGCAAGAUAAAAUAUCAUCCAAGACAAAAAUUAUAGAUUUUAUCUGAGAAAUUAAAAAAUGACCCAAAAUAUCAAUUUCAUUUUAAAGAUAAAAUUGAUCUCAAAAUACCGCCCAAGAAGUGUAGGUAAUUGUUUUUUAUUCAAGUAUUAUUUUUCAAUAUUAUUCAAUUGUUUGUCAAGUUGCUUGACAGGAUUCAUGGUCAUUUAUAUUUACUGUGUCCUCAUCAUGACAAUGUAACUUGUUUAUUGUUCAUAUUGAACUAAUGAAAUCAAUGACUAUCGUGUCAUUUAUAUUCAAAUUGGACUUGUAAUUGUGCAUGGUACAAGUAAUCUGAAAUUACAAUUGAUAAAUGUAAUUUGUUAUGAUUGAUUAAAUUUAACACUUCUACAGCA
Molecule: messenger RNA, 4435 nt
Organism: Lytechinus variegatus (green sea urchin)
Lineage: Eukaryota; Metazoa; Echinodermata; Echinoidea; Temnopleuroida; Toxopneustidae
Product: mediator of RNA polymerase II transcription subunit 15-like
Exons: 17
Coding region: 110-2320 (736 amino acids)
Biological process (GO): regulation of DNA-templated transcription
Molecular function (GO): transcription coregulator activity
Source: RefSeq, a predicted model, not a curated record